Chara braunii is the source of this 2924-nucleotide messenger RNA. NCBI's taxonomy places the organism in Eukaryota, Viridiplantae, Streptophyta, Charophyceae, Charales, Characeae. The record is from the annotation of a GenBank genome assembly.
CCGAAUGGGUAUGAAAGGAGGGCCGAGCUAAUCCUCAAACCCUUUGAAGAAGAGGAUCCCUUUGGUGGUAAGGAUGUUCAGUGGAUGAUGGAGUUAGCGCAUGCCAGUUUGCAUAGUCUGGUAGAAGACAUGAGGAUGAUUGAGGAAGGGUCUGGCCAGGUAGAACGGCAUGAGGAUCUGAUGGGAGGAAUGUAUCUCCUCGUCAACACGUUAUUGCAGGAAAGCCUUGACCAGUCAGGCUCGUUGAACCCGGCAAGGAAUGUGGACGAAGUGCCUGGGAGUCAGGACGACGAGUUCGAGGAGGGGGAGAUUAAGGAGGCUUUUCGUGCAGAGGAGUAUGACGGGAUCUACCUAGAGCUGGGGCUUCUUCUGUCAUCUGAAAUGCGGCUAAGGGAUGCAAGCGAUAGGGCUCAGAAGAUGCUGCAGCGCUAUUUAGUGCGAGACGGCCACCUUUUCGUGAGAAGAGAGGUGGGGAAUCCACGGAGAGUCGUUUGCAGUAGGAAUCGUCAGAUCGAAGUCGUAGCAGCGCUUUAUGAUGACAUUGCAGGAGGGCAUCGAGGGGUACAAGCCACGUAUGCCAAGAUAAGUGAGCUGUACUACUGGGAUGAGAUGAUGGACAUGGUCGAGAAGUUCUGCCGAUCUUGCGUACCCUGCCAGGAGAGAUCCCGUUUAAGGCAGGGAGAGCCGCUGCAUCCGAGGCUAGAGCGAGAGGUGGGGGUUGUAGUGCAUCUCGAUCUACUUCUUAUGCCGCUUGGGGAUCAGGGCUAUAACUAUAUUUUCGAUGCGCGCGAUAACCUGUCUGGCUUCGAAGACGGGCGUGAUAUUCGCACAAAAACCGGGUCAGCCUUGGUAAGCUGCAUCGAGGAGUACUAUCUACGCUAUCCUUUCGUCAGGGAAUAUGUAAUGCAUAGGGGAUCGGAGUUUACCUGCCAGGAGGUGCAAGAAUUGUUAUCAAGGUCUGACUUUACGAAGACAGCCAUGCCAAGAGGAGGGAAGGGGACACGGCCGCCUAAGAGGCCGUUGGACGCAUCAGAGGGAUAUGAGCGGCAUGAGCCUCGCCAUCGAGAGAGCACUCCAGAAAUUGAGAGGCGUCAGAGGAGUCAGAGGCAGAGGGACCCUGAGCCCAAGGACGCAAGACCAUCUCGAGGAGGACGGAAGGUCCUAGCAAGGAGAAAAGAGGAACCGGAGCCGGAGCCAGAGGCUGAGGAGCCAGGGGCAUACCCUGAGUGUGGGUUGAACCUAGUGGAGUUCCAUCGGUUUACCAAGGGUGGUUUGAGGAGGUCGCCAGCACGCACACAGGAGGAGCCGCCAGCAUCUGAGGGGCCCUUGAGGGAGUUGGAGACGCAUUUGGAUAUCUCUCAGUGGAGGGCGUCGCCUCGGGGUGAGGAGCAUGGAGAGCAGGCAGAGGAGGUACCACGAGAGGAGGUACCACGAGAGGAGGUGCCACGGGAGGAGGUCCAGGAUACUCAGCGAGAGAGAGGGCUGGGCGAUGAGGGGAGACGUGAAGGGAAGGAAGUGAUAGAGGCUGGAGAGGACACGCCCCCACAAACGCCAGCGAUGGGUUUGAGACUCGGGGAUGCACCAGGGAGCACUCACGAGGCAGGGGAGAGGUUGCAGAGAGAGGAGGCCCCAUUGUCUACAUCAGAAAAGGGCCCUUCGCAAGAACGGAGAGCAGAAAGGAGGAGAGGGAGGGCAGCUGUAAGGAGAGAAGCCUUGACCCUGAUUGACAGGUUCCUAGCAGCUCAUGCCCUGGAGCAGCCAGACGUGGAAGAGCCAGCAUCUGCAGAGCCGUGCCAGGAGCCGUGCCAACCCAAAAAGGAGAUGGAGGCAGAGAUCCCGAAGAGGGUCGACCUCAGCACAAGGGAAAGGGCGCCAGCUGGAGAGACAGCAGAGGAAAAGAGGGCGAGAAGAACCAGGAGGAUAGACGAGAUAUGGCAAGAGAGGCAGAGGUUGGAGGCAGCGGGGGAGCUUCCGGAGCAGCAGCAGGAGAGGCAGAGAUCGGAGGCAGCAGGAGCACUCCCAGGAAAAAAGAUAAAGGAAGCAAGCCAUAGAGUACGCCUGGAGGCUAUGGAGAUGGAAAUCCAGGAACUCAGGACAUUGGUGGCCAGCCAGGCAGCUGUCAUUGAGAGUCUGAGGCAACAAACUCAGAGAAAGGUGGACAAGCCAGAGAGCAGCAGGCAGGAAGAGCAGAGGCAGCUAGGACAUGGAUUGCCAGGACAACCAUCUGCAGCAGAGCCUCGCCAGGCGCCACCUAUGGGGAGGGUUAUCCUAGAGCCAGAGGAGGCGAGAGCCAGGAGACAGGCGGAGAGAGAGGCAUUCGAGUUCAGAGCCCCUAUCGAGCUCGCGACGCUGCCAGUGGCGGCGGCGGGCCUAGUCGUACCUUUGGGAGUAGAGGAGGGGCAGCCACCAUCUAGCAGUGAGCCGGCUCAAGGCUCAGCAGGGGGAUUCAUGGGUGUGCUCCUUGAGGCGGUGCAUACUAUGCCGGAAGAUGUGAGUUUGUUUUCUCCCGAGGAGAGGAUAGAGGAGCCUCUUAAGAGAGAGAUGCAGAUUGAGGCGGACAGUGCCAUCGAGGGCGGGCUCCAGAGAUUGGGCACAUCUGAGUAUGGACCAGAGGAGAUUGAGGAGCAGCCCAUGGCAGUGCCAGGAGAGACACUCGAGAGGAGACCUCAGAGGUUGGACACACCUGAGUACGUCAAUGCGACAGUGGAUUUGAGGAGCAGACUGGGAUCUUGGGCUACUGGAUCUGGGUCUGGGGGACCGGUUCCUGGGAUGGAGAAGCAGGAGGUUGUUAGUACUACAACCCCUCGAUCAGAGCAGCAGGGGGUGGUCAGUGACCUUGGUAGGAUCUCCUUCAUCAACACCUCCUCAGUCCAGGAAGAAGAAAUUCAAGAGGAAGGUUGAUCAGCUAUGCUUCUACUGCAAGA